This is a messenger RNA of Rotaria sp. Silwood1, 684 nucleotides long. Lineage: Eukaryota; Metazoa; Rotifera; Eurotatoria; Philodinida; Philodinidae. The record is from the annotation of a GenBank genome assembly.
AUGCCUUGUUUUGCUAAUUGGUUUAGUUUAAAUGGAGAUGGUGCAAUGACUGGUGUACAUUAUUUAACAGAGCGUGGUUUUCUUACAGCACCAAUUUUAAUUACAAAUACAAAUAGUGUUGCUGAAACAUAUGAUGGGUACUUAAAUGAUAUUAAUGGCUUUCAUGUAAAAGAAGAACAUGUAUUUGAAGCAUUGAACAAUGCUAAAGGAUCUGACUCAUUAAUUCAAGAAGGAAAUGUAGGGGGUGAAACAGGUAUGAUUUCAUUUGGUUUUAAAGCUGGAACAGGAACAAGUUCACGAAAAAUUGAGGGUUUAAAUUAUACGAUUGGAGUUUUAGUACAAUCUAAUUUUGGAUGCAAGAAACAGUUAAUUAUUGUUGGUGUUUCUGUUGGCGAAGAAUUAUUGAAAAUCGAACAAACCAAUGCAAGUAUUCCAGAUGAAGAUGUUGGAUCGAUUAUUGUUAUUGUAGCUACGGAUGCACCACUUUUACCACAUCAAUUGAAACAUUUAGCAACUAGAGUGUCACUUGGAAUAGGAAAAGUAUGCAGUAUAGGUGCUAAUCUAUCUGGUGAUAUUUUCUUAGCGUUUUCGACGGCUAAUGUUUCGAAUCCAAGUUCGGCAACCGGAGCUAUAGAAUUUUUGCUCAAUAAUCAAAUGAGUCGUUUAUUUGAAGCAACGAUUUAA